Thunnus maccoyii (southern bluefin tuna) is the source of this 2211-nucleotide messenger RNA. RefSeq lists its product as uncharacterized. NCBI's taxonomy places the organism in Eukaryota, Metazoa, Chordata, Actinopteri, Scombriformes, Scombridae. The transcript has 2 exons. The record is from RefSeq and is a predicted model, not a curated record. Bases 3 to 824 code for a protein of 273 amino acids.
AGAUGACAAUUGGCAAGAGCUCCAGGAAAAGCUCAGUGCGGAGCUCCAUCCGGGCCCCAAAGUUUCUGGACAAAUCCAGCGGCUUCUAUGGUCGUCUUGAUGAGCCUGAGACCACCGGAGAAGGGGAGGAGGUGGGCGGGAUUGAAGUGGAGGAAAGGUGGGAUGGGAUGGAUGAUGGCAGCAGAGAGGGGGUAGUUGUAAGCAGCUCGAGCCCAAGUAUGGUGCACAUUCCUGGGGCAGAUGAAAGGGAAGAAGCCGAGGCAUUCGACUUAAAUGAAGGGAUGAUGGAAGACGACGGCGAGAGUCUCCUGCGCAGGAAACCUAGCCGCCGCAGCAGCAGGUGGAGAAGAAGCUCCAGGAGGAAGCAGAAGGAGGAGAGAGCUGAGGAUGACACAGCCAGAGAUGAGAGGCCCAGCCUGGGCACAGAGAGACUAGAUGACAGCCUAGUCCUGGAGGACACCAGGGUGAUGAUUGAGGUAGAGAUGGAGAAACUGAAGAUGAUGGAGGGAGAAAAUGAGAAGGCAGGAAGAGGGAAGGAGCCUGCGCUCGUUCACUUUCCGGUUCGAGAGGAGGCAGACGACCAGGUCCUGAUCAGAGACAAGAGGGGGAGAGAGGAGGAGGGGGAGGAGGAGAGGAGGAUGAAGAGGGAGCAAGAGGAGGGGAUGAAGGUGGUGAAGAGGAAGAAUUACCGCAAGGCCUUGGACAGAGCGUUUCGUCGCGGCUGGGAGGCCUUCAUUACCAACCUCUACAGUGUCACCCUCACGCCUGUGACAUCAUCAUCCUCACCAUCAUCAUCUUCACGUUCAUCAAUGAGGAAAAAGUAGAACUAGAGAGCGACUUGGACAAUUACCCCAAACCAUUUCUAAAUAUCUUGUAUGCUGAAAUCCUGAUGCAGUGUUUCGGACAAUCUCGCCUGUAUGACAUUUACCUUCACUGGGGACUUUUACAGUCACAUGAUGUGUUUCAGUCAUGCAUAAGGCCUCGGAAACAUUUCAAACAAAUUAUUUAUGUUAUUUAGAGUUUUAAUUACUCAGCAUAAAGUUUACUGCCUAGUAAUGCAGAUUGUUAGUUUGACUGUGGGAGCCGAGCUGUUGAUUUUACAGUGAAGUCGAUGUGACUGGCUUGAAUGGAAAAGUUCUGUCUUUAGGUGACUGAGUUCAGCUGCUUCUGGGUCCCUUAUUCUUUGUUGUUAAUUUCAGAUUUUAGCCAGUGGUGUAAGCAAGUCUUAACAUCUUAGCGCCUUACAUCAUGUCCACUAUUAAGAGCUCUGCUUCCUUUGGUUUAGCACUAUGAAACUGGUAAAAAGUGUUGAUGUGUAACCAAAAAAAAAAGGAACAUUUUCAGCGAAUCGCAAUGACUGAUUAGUGGACAUGUGUUCUGGAAAUAUUAACAUUUCUGUAUGUUAAUCAUUGCUUUCUGGCAGCUAAUCAUUAAUGAGAAGAGUCUGGGGGACACACAAAUCACUUCAGAUUUUACCAGUUGUAACCCUUUAAACACGUGGUUUUUCCUAUCUGUGUGUGCACAGAAAUAAUAUAGGACAGCUUGUCUGUUUGACUUCCUCAUGAGAUAAAGUUUAUCUCUCACUGUGUGUUCUUAUGAAGGUCGAUUAACCUGAAGAGACGAGAGACAGGAUAGUGUUUGCAUGUGAGAGAAAGCAAAACUGAAGAAAAUAGUUUAUAGUCAUAAAUCAAUGUCAAAAACAAGACCAAUUGUAUGUCUUUUUAUUGUUACAGUUGCAUCUGCACAUCACACGUGUUUUCAUUUGAAAAGAGUACCCCAACCUAAAGGUCAAAUAGUAUUCAAGAACUAUACUAUAACAGCAACUGGGGACACAUAGACAAAAUCUAAAUGGUCCAGGAGAUUUUCCUAUGAAUCUAUGAUUAAACCCCACUGAAAUGAAAAAUAUAAUGUUUACAAUAAGCCUGCUAUAAUUUCCUGUUGUCCACUACAUAUAUAUAUAUAUAUAUAAAUAAAUUUUAUAUUACCCCAAGUGUGGUUAAUAUAAAUGUGGUAAUUUUUAUAAGAGUCCUUUUUGUAUCCUAAUCAAAGCCUCUGAAGUCAUGGACCAUAACAAGAAGUGCUUGUUAUGUGAGAGUAAAUAAAGACUGAAUAUAUUUUACCAGUUGUAUUUUCAUGUUUAUGUAGAACUGUCACUAUGAAUAUCAAUUGAGCUUUCCAUAUUUUAAUUCGCUCAUGUCAGAGUCAUUAUUA